Molecule: messenger RNA, 676 nt
Organism: Conger conger (European conger)
Lineage: Eukaryota; Metazoa; Chordata; Actinopteri; Anguilliformes; Congridae
Gene: gemin7
Product: gem (nuclear organelle) associated protein 7
Exons: 2
Coding region: 122-529 (135 amino acids)
Biological process (GO): spliceosomal snRNP assembly
Cellular component (GO): SMN-Sm protein complex
Source: RefSeq, a predicted model, not a curated record
GCCAAAGACUGCCUAGUGCCUGGGCACAUUUUAUCUGGGAACUAAAAGCUAAAAGUUCAUUUUGGAGGUGGAAGGAUUUUGGUGAGACACACCAGCGUACGUUCUGAAAUCGGCGGGAACCAUGAGAAUGCCAGUAUGUAUAUUGCGCUUGCCAAGAGGACCAGACGCCAACAGCCGCGGAUUUGACCCGAACUCCCCAAGAUACACCUCCCUGUGUCCGACCACAAUUUCUGCCGCUUCUGAAACGCGAACCGACUGUCGUUCCCUACGUAAUGAACAACGUACACGCUCCGUUCUGAGGGAACGGUAUCUGAGAAGUCUUCUCGCUAUGUCCCUAAAACAAACCCGUUUCAGCAUGUACGAAAGGGUACUGGUGGAAGCAAAGUUCGGAGCCGCCGACAUCGACGUUCUUAACUUCCAGGUGUCUGAUUUGCUAACUCCGUUAGGCGUUCAGAAGGAAGCUUUGAUUCGAUGCCCUGAUGUUAUUUCAUAUUCGUUUGAAACCAGUACAUUGUCUUUUCUGGUCUAGUCUCUGUGGCUUGUUUUCGUUUUUUCUUCGGUUAAAUGUUUAAUCCGGUUUCUGAUAGUUGGACAGCCCCAGUUUAACAUGCUAACGGGCUCAUAUGCAAACUCAUAUCUUUGCUGUCGCGCAAAUAAACUGAACUGGUGAAAUUUG